AUGGACAACAUCUCCUCUGCUGUGACUGCUGGGAGCUUCUCCCCCAGGACAAACUCUUUUCACCCGGCCUGGUACCUGCCCGAGUCCACCGGCUCAGGAAACGUCUUCAUUAGCGACAACGGCACCAUACCUCCCUGCAGGAGCGCAGGUCCGAACGCAAACCUGCUCGUCCUUUCCCUUCCAGUGUACUUCUCCAGCAGCAACUUUUACGCCAUCCAAAUUGCAAUAAAAUAUCCAACAAGUCAAUCAGAUUUGGUAUAUGCCCUGGAAAGGGAACUGGAGCAGUUCGCCAAGCAGUUCAAGCAGCGGCGCAUCAAACUGGGAUUUACCCAAGCGGACGUGGGGCUGGCGCUGGGCACCCUCUACGGCAACGUCUUCUCGCAGACCACCAUCUGCCGCUUCGAGGCCCUGCAGCUCAGCUUCAAGAACAUGUGCAAGCUGAAGCCUUUGUUGAACAAGUGGUUGGAGGAGGCGGACUCCUCCUCGGGCAGCCCCACCAGCAUAGACAAGAUCGCGGCGCAGGGCCGCAAGCGGAAAAAGCGCACCUCCAUCGAGGUGAGCGUCAAGGGCGCGCUGGAGAGCCACUUCCUCAAGUGCCCCAAGCCCUCCGCCCAGGAGAUCACCUCGCUCGCGGACAGCCUACAGCUGGAGAAGGAGGUGGUGAGAGUGUGGUUUUGUAACAGGAGACAGAAAGAGAAGCGCAUGACUCCCCCGGGAGGGACGCUGCCGGGCGCCGAGGACGUGUACGGGGCCAGCAGGGACACGCCGCCGCACCACGGGGUGCAGACCCCCGUGCAGUGA
This is a messenger RNA of Haliaeetus leucocephalus (bald eagle), 801 nucleotides long. RefSeq names its product POU domain, class 3, transcription factor 2-like. The transcript has 3 exons. The record is from RefSeq and is a predicted model, not a curated record. The coding region runs from base 1 to 801 and encodes 266 amino acids. Lineage: Eukaryota; Metazoa; Chordata; Aves; Accipitriformes; Accipitridae. Gene Ontology annotation, biological process: regulation of transcription by RNA polymerase II. Gene Ontology annotation, molecular function: DNA-binding transcription factor activity, RNA polymerase II-specific; RNA polymerase II cis-regulatory region sequence-specific DNA binding.